Panicum hallii is the source of this 1347-nucleotide messenger RNA. Its product is annotated as probable F-box protein At2g36090. The transcript has a single exon. Gene Ontology annotation, molecular function: protein binding. The record is from RefSeq and is a predicted model, not a curated record. Lineage: Eukaryota; Viridiplantae; Streptophyta; Magnoliopsida; Poales; Poaceae. Bases 193 to 1179 code for a protein of 328 amino acids.
UCAGUAAUCACGCACGCGCACAUGUGCACUAGUAUAUGUGCGAAGGACAACUAGCUCGCCCGGUCGUAUCCAAACCCAACACAGCAAGCUGGUGAGACAAGAAACCUGGGCUAGUUCCCUUACCGUUGGUAUACCGGUCCCUUGCGAUCCUAUCCGCUCCACGCGUCGUUCACCGCCACCGCGCCGCGUGACAUGGCGACCGGCGACGACCGGCGCUGCCCGGCUGCGUUCGCGGCCGACGGCGGCGGCGACGGGGAGAGCGCGACCGCCAUCGAGGACCUGCCCGCGGACGUCCUGGCCCUCGUGCUCCGCCGCCUCGACGGCGCGUCCCUGGCCGCGCUCGGCUGCGCGUGCGCCGCCUUCCGCGGCCUCGCCGCCGACCCGGACGCCUGGCGCGCGCUCUGCCUCGCGCGCUGGCCCUCGCUCCGCGACGUGCCCCCCGUUGACCACAAGGGCCACCGGCAGCUCUUCGCCGACGCGUUCCCGUUCCCGUUCCCGGCCGCGGCCGCGGCCGUGCCUGCGCCGUCGUCCGCCGUCCCGGCGGGUGCGUGUAGCCUCCCCACGCGGCUCGUCUCGGCCGUCGACCUCUAUCACGGGGGCGCCUGCAUCAUGUCGCGCGUCGUGGAGACCGACGCCGCGUCGGGGUGGUUCCUGGGCGCGCCGUUCCGCGUCGACGCGCUCGUGCAGGAGGGCUUCUCGGCGCCGAAGCCCAUCACUCCCGCCGACCUGUCGCUCAGCUGGGUCCUCAUCGACCCGGCCACCGGACGCGCCGUGAACGCGUCGAGCCGGCGCCCGGUGUCCGUGGACCGGCGGUGGCUCACGGGGGAGACGGUGGUGCGGUUCGCCGUGGUGCUCGGUGGGGGCGUCGCGCUGGACGCCGCCGUCACGUGCGACGAGCGCUUCGGGCAUAUCACGGAGGUGAGCCUCCGCAUCGAGGACGGCGAGGGCGGCGGCGUGAGCGGGCGGGACGGGUUGGCCGUGGUGGCCGCGGCCAUGGCGGGCGCCAGGCAGGGACGCGGCGCCGAGGCGGCGGCCAGGCUGCGGUAUGAAGAGUUUGUCAAAGGGAGGGCGGCCAGGAAGGAGCGGAAGGCGAGGCUUGAAGGCAUCGUCGACCUCUGCUGCUCCGGCGUCGGAGCGGCGGCGUUCCUGGGGUUCCUGGUGAUGCUGACAUUCCGGUGACAUCUCGACGACGGCCACGCAAAUGUACAGCUCGGCUGGCGAGCAAUGUGAAUAGUGGGGAAAAAGAGCUGUGUAUAGUUGACGCUUGACACGCACGCUGCACACAAUAGCUGUAAUUACGUACAUGGUGCAGGUUACAGGUUUUAACAACACUAGCAAUUUAGACAA